Molecule: messenger RNA, 2020 nt
Organism: Aspergillus neoniger CBS 115656
Lineage: Eukaryota; Fungi; Ascomycota; Eurotiomycetes; Eurotiales; Aspergillaceae
Product: transcriptional regulator SPT3
Exons: 3
Coding region: 435-1592 (385 amino acids)
Biological process (GO): transcription by RNA polymerase II
Cellular component (GO): SAGA complex
Molecular function (GO): protein heterodimerization activity; transcription coregulator activity
Source: RefSeq, a predicted model, not a curated record
UCAGUGUUCCUAUAACCUGCAUCAUGUCGACUGAUCGUACCCCCAAGUAUCGGCAGGAGAUCCAGCAGGUAAGCAUUGUGCUGAUUUCCCAUCUGGUUUGGUGCUGUGAGAAUCUGUGAUUUGUUUCUCUCUUCUUUAUUUUGGUUGCGGCUGCGUGAGUCUAGUCUGUUUGUGGUACCAUGCUGGGGUCUACAUGCUCUAUUUGUCGCUGUGAUGCUCCGCUUUAUCGAUGUGAUCUACGGAGCUUCAUUGAAGCAGCGGUAAUGCAUGGAAGUGGUGAAUUCUAGCAUGCAAUGGUGCUUUACUCCUUUGCAAAAUGGAACUAUAAAGGAUCUUCUGACUGGAAGUGUUCUUCUACUUCUUGCCAACUCGCUUGACUGAGGUUCACUUGGAUAUUGCGAGUCUGCUUGUCCUUGAAGGCACUAUCUCCAAUCAUGUCUGCGGAUCCUUAUGAUUCGGAUGCUACUAUCUCGUGGCAUGGAUGGGACCAUUUGGAAGAUGGCCAAAUGACGACUGCACCGCCGGUGCCAGUUGUCCCAGCAAUUCCAGCAGUCCCAGCGGUCCAGCAGCAGCCGCGCGACGAACCGUUGGACAUGUACAUGGGGAUGGAUGCAGAUACCAGGGAGGAGUUCAAGGAAAUGCUAAUCAAUUUCUCCCGCAAGAUGAUGUUCGUCUCUGGUGAAACUGCCGAACCGUCCGUCGAAACCACGACUCUCAUUGAAGAUAUUGUGCGCCAGCAGGUUGUCGAAAUUCUCGCCAGAAGCACUGCCCUAGCGACUCGUCGCGGCGUACGGUCUAUCUCUACCGAUGAUUUGAUCUUUCUCAUUCGCCAUGACAAGGCCAAGGUGUCGCGUCUCAAGACGUUCCUGUCCUGGAAAGAUGUCCGCAAGAACGUCAAGGACUCUGACGACAAAGGCGGCGCUGAUGCUGCAGACUUCGCAGGAGCUGAUGACCCCAUCGCCGGCGGAGUCGUCGCAGGACCGCAGGAUGUUGCGUCAAAGCCCAAGAAUAAGCGUGCUCGCGUUGGUCUCGCCUGGGACGUGAACAGCUUCUACUCGGUGCAGGUUCCCGAACGCGAGGACGAAGAAGAUGAAGAAGAGGAAGAGCAGAACUACGCUACGCUCCAGCGCCUCGCCGCGGCCGAUGAACGUACCAAGAACAUGACCAAGGAAGAGUAUGUGUUCUGGUCAGAAUGUCGCCAGGCUUCAUUCACGUACCGCAAGAGCAAACGGUUCCGCGAGUGGGCCGGAUUCGGCAUUGUGACUGAGUCCAAGCCCAACGACGAUAUCGUUGAUAUUCUUGGUUUCUUGACGUUCGAAAUUGUGCAGACUCUGACCGAGGAAGCACUCAAAGUCAAGGAACGGGAAGACCGCGAGAAAAACCGUCGUGGAGGUGGUGAGAACGGCGAGAGCAGUAAGAAGCGUACACGCGAGACUGGAUUGUUCGAUCCCCCUGAGGAGGGUAGUACCCCGGUUGAGACCAGACAUAUUCGCGAAGCGUAUCGGAAGCUGCAGGCGACUCCUAAUAAGAACAUUGCCAUGCUGCUGCACAAUGGACGCCUGCCGGCUAAGAUGCCAUUGCGAUUGAUUUGAGGAAUUAUUGGCGUUAGCGAUGGCGUGGGCGUCACUUUAACGAUACCCUUGGAGUUACGAUAACAUGAUUUCUUAUUUUCGGUGCUCUUGGUUGAACUUGGUUGGUUCUCUUGAUAAUCAGGUUGAUGGACUGGUUCUUUGGAAUUGACUGGUCUGGAUUGAUCUUUUGGAGCUUUGGGAAUCAUGUUAACGGAUGGGAUGUUUCUUUUGUUUAUCUUUUGUCAGGUGUUACUUGACUGAACAUCUUGUAUGAACAUCUUGUAACAUUAGUUGUUUACCUUCGUCUCGUUCGACCGAUCUACUUGAUUGAACUUGUUAGUUGAGCCUGGCGCUGUUUCCAUACUCGUUCUCUUGUUGACUGGUCCUACUUGACUGAACUCUCUACUUGCAGCUUGAAGCUAGCACAUAAUUCAAUGAUUAUCUUGCAG